CGCGUACGGCCCAAAUACACACUCUCAUCUGCACCUUCUCCUCAAUCUCUCUCCCUCUCUCGCUCCCUUUGGUUUCAUCGAGCAGGAAGUGAGGUCAGUUCCAGUCUGCCUCGGCCGUUGACAUCUCUCAGAGUGAAUCACUCACUCCCUCUCUCUCUGGAACUUGCUCUCUCAGCAAUGGCUUCGUCUCUGGCUUCAGCUUCAGCUUCGGCUUCAGCUGUGAGCAAAGCCUCAGCCACUUCGCCUCGUUUCAACAACAAUUACACUCUCUCUAAUCUUUCUUUUCCUCUUACUCCUAAGCCCAGGCUCCGCCUUUUAACCAAGGGUCUACAACCUAGUCAGAACCAUUCCAUCAUAGUAAAAGCCCAAAUGAAUGAGGUAAGGUUCUUUCAAAUGUUUUCGAUGAAGGAUCUGUUUUCAAAUAUUCAUUCCUUCCUGGACAUGCUUUUGGCAUCAUCUUUUGGCUUCAAGGUUGGUGUUGAUGGCUCCUCAAAUGCUGCUGCUACUCCCCCAACCAAGUCGGAGGCAGUGGCACCAGAAGCAAAGGCUGCUAAACCAUCAAAUGACCCUUCUUCUGGAGCUUUGGCUACAGAUGAAUCGAUCCCUGAGUUCAUUGCUCAAGUUUCAAGUCUUGUUAAGCUUGUUGAUUCAAGAGAUAUAGUGGAGUUGCAGUUGAAACAGCUUGACUGUGAAGUUCUAAUCCGUAAAAAGGAGGCCUUACCUCAACCACCACCUCCUGCUCCAGUUACUUGGAUGCAUUCACAUGUUCAAUCGGGGGCACCACCAGCCCAACCUGUGCCUGCACCUGCACCUGCACCUGCCCUAGCUCCUGCGGCUCCUACACCAUCACCAUCAACUUCUUCUUCUGCUGUCAAGUCAGCCAAGUCAUCACUUCCACCUCUUAAAUGCCCCAUGGCAGGGACAUUCUACAGAAGUUCAGCUCCUGGUGAACCACCAUUUGUGAAGGUUGGAGACAAGGUACAGAAGGGACAGGUCUUAUGCAUCAUUGAGGCCAUGAAAUUGAUGAAUGAGAUAGAAGCUGAUCAAUCGGGAACCAUAGUUGAGAUCCUUGUAGAAGAUGGCAAGCCUGUCAGCGUUGACUUGCCUAUGUUUGUAAUCAAACCUUAGAGCUCGACAGUCAAAGCAUGCAAAUAGAUGGAGUAAAUGGUGUGAUUAGAAAGAGGUGCAGUUGGUAACAUUUGUGAGAUGCGGCAUUAUUUCAUUUUGGUAGAUUGUUUUUGUUUGAGAUGAGAUGUGGCUAGAGUUGAGAGUUGACUUUGAUUGUUUAAUCAAAUAUUUAUUUAUUUCAAACUUCUUUCACUAGAGAGAGCAGAGAUUUCCCUGUCCAGGCUUUGGACGAUGUUGCUUUAAUAAACUAGUUAUUUGAGUGCUGUAUUCAAGAAGCCUUCAAAGCCAAAUGCUUUGGGUUCAUUAUUAUUAUUUUUGAUUCUGCACUAGAUGAAAAAUUCUUUUUUCAUU
Messenger RNA from Corylus avellana, 1479 nucleotides. It is a transcript of the gene CAC1, whose product is annotated as chloroplastic acetylcoenzyme A carboxylase 1. Gene Ontology annotation, molecular function: acetyl-CoA carboxylase activity. The record is from RefSeq and is a predicted model, not a curated record. Lineage: Eukaryota; Viridiplantae; Streptophyta; Magnoliopsida; Fagales; Betulaceae. Gene Ontology annotation, cellular component: chloroplast; acetyl-CoA carboxylase complex. Gene Ontology annotation, biological process: fatty acid biosynthetic process.